AUUGAUCAACUGGCACCUCUUGAAAUCUAUAAUUAAUGCCGUCAUACAUUUGCGCAUAGGAUAUUCUCCGAUCUCCGUAUACACGGCACAUGAACCUUGUACUAUACAACUAUACGUACUCUUUUCCUUGCCGUCCACCUUUGUUCACGCCGCUGCUUUCCCUCGUGGCAGUUUACAGUUUCAGAAAGGGCGUCAGACACAUUGUCUUGGAUGUCUAUAGGAUUGGGUGGCUCUUGGCUCUCUUUUUGCUGUACACGAUAUCACCACCGAUUCAGCAUCAGUCUUCGUCUUUUUAUCACCUCAAUAUCUUUUGGGUCCGCUACAUAUUCAUGGUCUGCAUUUCGUUCGGCGCUUCGGAAUGGCACAGCACAUGCUCGGCUGGUCUCAUAUCUCGUUACCCUCGCUGUUCUCUGACUCCUUUUACUAUUUUUUCUAUUGCUAUCAAUCUUUAAGAUAUUAAUACCAUUAGUUCUUGAUGUUUCGUUUAGUACUAGGGGCUCAGGCAGCCAUUAUACACUUAUUUGAAGUCG
Messenger RNA from Xylona heveae TC161, 530 nucleotides. RefSeq lists its product as hypothetical. Bases 90 to 452 code for a protein of 120 amino acids. The record is from RefSeq and is a predicted model, not a curated record. NCBI's taxonomy places the organism in Eukaryota, Fungi, Ascomycota, Xylonomycetes, Xylonales, Xylonaceae. The transcript is spliced from 2 exons.